CUCAAGCAGCAGCAGCGCCCCUUUUGCACAUUCCUUCUCCCCCGCGCUUGCACACGCCCUGUGACAGUGAAAAAAAGUUGGCUUGGUGGAGAAGUUAAAUCACGGAAAAGAUAUGUGUUGCUGCCUCUUGUAGCUCACAGCAAAGAAGAAGAAGAAGAAGCUGCUCCUAUUGUUGAAGCUUUUCCUCCAAAAACCCUCAAUCCUCUUGACUCCUGCCGUCGUUGUGCGGGUUGCGGGGACCACCCAGGAAGGACAUCUGGUUGAGCAGACAUGGAGUCCGCCAUCCAGACGGUGGUCACCACCUUCCUGAAAUCGAGCCGAGGCAAGGAGAACCUGGAUGGAAAGGCCUUCCAGAAGAUGGUGAAGAAGCAACUUGGCGGCGUCAUGGAGGACACGAACAGCUCGGCGGCCAUCAAGGAGAUGCAGCGCGGCUUGGACGAGAACAGCGACGGCAAGGUCAGCUUCCAGGAAUACCUCACCCUGAUUGGCUACGUGGCCAAGUCCAUCAGCCAGGUCAAGACUGAAUCCAACGCGGUGGCUUCGUAGACGGCUUCUCUUUUUUUUUUUUGAUGUUUCCUUUUGAAUUGCUUUUAAAAAUGCAGCUAACUCAUCAUGCUAGCAUGUAGUCAAUGUUCCCUCCGUGCUGAAGGACUUCCUAGCAACAACGCCAAUAAACGCUUCAUACUGAUUGA
Messenger RNA from Nerophis ophidion (straightnose pipefish), 692 nucleotides. RefSeq lists its product as uncharacterized. The transcript has 4 exons. Gene Ontology annotation, cellular component: perinuclear region of cytoplasm. Lineage: Eukaryota; Metazoa; Chordata; Actinopteri; Syngnathiformes; Syngnathidae. The coding region runs from base 271 to 546 and encodes 91 amino acids. The record is from RefSeq and is a predicted model, not a curated record. Gene Ontology annotation, molecular function: transition metal ion binding; calcium ion binding.